CGAGCACCCGCACCACAAUUGGGUCAACGGCAUCACCGCGAUCCACGAUUUACGACAACCACUCAACGCCAAUCGACCCCCGUCAGCGCAUCUCCAUCCGUCAAGAUGCGUACUUACGACGACGCCUUCAGCGGCCAGAAGAUCUACCCUGGCAAGGGCAAGCUGUUCGUCCGUGGCGACAGCAAGAUCUUCCGCUUCUCCACCGGAAAGUCCGAGUCUCUUUUCCUCCAGCGCAAGAACCCCCGCCGCAUCGCAUGGACUGUUCUCUUCCGUCGCCAGCACCGCAAGGGUAUCUCUGAGGAGGUCGCCAAGAAGCGCACCCGCCGUGUCGUCAAGCAGCAGCGUGCUAUCGUUGGUGCUUCCCUCGAUGUGAUCAAGGAGCGCCGCUCCCAGCGCCCCGAGGCCCGUGAGGCCGCCCGCAAGCAGGCCAUCAAGGACGCUAAGGAGAAGAAGGCUGCUUCCGCCAGCGCCAAGAAGGCUGAGAAGGCCAAGCUCGCCGCCACCAAGGGUGGUGCCCAGCGCAUCCAGAGCAAGCAGGGUGCUAAGGGUUCUGCUCCCAAGGUUGCCGCCAAGUCCCGCUAA
This is a messenger RNA of Penicillium bovifimosum, 582 nucleotides long. RefSeq names its product 60S ribosomal eL24 domain-containing protein. The annotation marks the transcript as partial. NCBI's taxonomy places the organism in Eukaryota, Fungi, Ascomycota, Eurotiomycetes, Eurotiales, Aspergillaceae. Gene Ontology annotation, biological process: cytoplasmic translation. The transcript is spliced from 3 exons. Gene Ontology annotation, molecular function: structural constituent of ribosome; mRNA binding. Gene Ontology annotation, cellular component: cytosolic large ribosomal subunit. The record is from RefSeq and is a predicted model, not a curated record.